AUGAAGUGCACAACCCACAUUUUAAAUUUGGUGGUCCAGGAUGGGUUAAGGUUUGCAGAUAGUUCUGUUAAGAAGGUGAGUGAUUCUGUUAGAUGGAUGAGGAACUCACCUGCAAGACUCAAAAAAUUCAGAGAUCUUGCAGAACUGCUUGGGUUGGAAGCCAAAAGUUCUUUACAACUAGAUGUUCCAACAAGAUGGAACAACACCUACAUGAUGCUUAGCACUGCCAUACAAUACAAGGCUGUGUUUGAUGCAUAUUCAUUGAAUGAGCCCUCAUUUGUUGCUGAUCUAGUUCUGUUGAAAGGGUUUUAUGAGAUGACAAUUAGAAUCUCUGGUUCUCUAUAUGUCACCUCUAACAGUUUCUUCAGUGAGAUAUCUUAUUUGAGUUGCAUGUUGAGUAGCAUGAUUGUUGCUGGUAGUGCUACAGAGGUUAUGGGAUCCCAAAUGAAAAGUAAAUUUGAAAAGUAUUUGGGAGAUCCUGAAAAAAUGAAUUCUUUGAUCUUCUUUGUCAAUAUCUUGGACCCAAGAGAUAAGUUGGAAUAUAUGUCAUACCAGUUUGAGGAACUGUAUGGUAAAGAUAAUGGGAAGAAGUGUUUAGACAAUGUUCAAGCUGCCAUGGUAGAAUUGUUUGGUGAUUAUGCAGCAACCUACUCUGUCAAUGUGCAACAAUCAUCUUCUGGUAGCCAACCAGAUGUGCCUCCUGUCCAGUCUCAUACCACAAUUGGUAGACCUCAAAAUAUGUUAAAGAACAAACUAAAAAUGCAAAAAAUGGAGGCUAGUGGAAGCUAUAAAGAAACAGAACUUCAAGUCUAUUUAAGUGAAAAAAUUGUGGUGGACACUCCUGACUUUGAUAUCCUUAGGUGGUGGAAGCUAAAUAGUGAGAGGUUUCCUACUCUCUCCAAAAUGGUAAGGGAUAUCCUAGCAGUUCCUAUUUCCACUGUUGCCUCAAAAAGUACAUUUAGUACUAGUGGGAGGGUAUUAGAUGCAUUUAGGAGUUCUUUAACUCCUAAAAUUGUGGAGGCCUUAGUAUGUGCACAAGACUAG
Molecule: messenger RNA, 1044 nt
Organism: Ipomoea nil (Japanese morning glory)
Lineage: Eukaryota; Viridiplantae; Streptophyta; Magnoliopsida; Solanales; Convolvulaceae
Product: zinc finger BED domain-containing protein RICESLEEPER 2-like
Exons: 3
Coding region: 1-1044 (347 amino acids)
Molecular function (GO): protein dimerization activity; DNA binding
Source: RefSeq, a predicted model, not a curated record